AUGUUCAUAACAUCAUCACAGAUACCAAACAAUAAAUCAGACCAUAAUGCCACUAAACGUCCAACACAAUGGAAAACUAUUACAUUAGAUUUUGAAUUCACAAUAAAAAAUCGAAAUGUUUUCAGUCAGAAUGAAUGUUUUUCCAAAUCAAAUUGUACAUUUACACAAGAUAGUUGCAGACAUGGACGUAAAAAUGUCAUAGAUUUAUCUACAUUAUCCUCAAAACGUUUUUUAUUUGAUGACGGUAAGUGUAUUAUAGAAUUAGGGUUACGUAACCCACAUAUAUGCAUAAAACUACAAGCAAACCAAGUUGAAGAUCCCACAAACCAUAUGUUACUUAAAAAAGACAGAAAAAGAACUCAUAAUAAUGGUUCUGUUGUGUUAAGACGAAUGGAUAAUGAAACAAUCACAUUUCCAGAUACCAUUCAUUUUGAAACUGAUAACUUUUCAUAUGCUGGUGAUACAUGGGUUCUUACUAUUGACAUUGAACCAUAUCGUGACUUACUGAGAAAUUUAACUUUUGACAGUGAUAAUAAUCAUGAUGUAUGUGCAGAUGUGGAAAUAUGCUUGACAAAAAAGUCAGAGCAUAAGACAGAUAAUUACACAUAUUAUAAUGCUGAGAAACCACUUGGAACACAGUGGACACGACUACUGUGUAAUGCCUAUUUACCAGGUGAAUGUCAUACCGGGUUGAUGCAGUUUUUAAUAGGAUCACAAGGAUGGCCAUUGAAAGCACAUUGUUGCAAGUUUGAUGAACGAACAAAUGACGUAAAACAACAACAGCUAAAACAAGGAGAAAAAAGCCAAACUAAUAUUUUGAAAUUUAAUUCGUGUGAAUACUUGGAAAAAGGUAAAACACGUACUCAUCAAUCAGCAGUUGCUUUUCUUUUAAGCACAGUUUCAUCAAAAUUCUGUAUCACAUUAGAAAUGAUAUUUUAUGAACGAUUAACGGUGGUUAAUUUUCCUAUGAAUAAUCUUGACAAUUUUAAUCAUGUUGACAGUUGUCUAAUUAUGGAUCCAUUUUCGCUUCCAUGGAGGCUGUUUCUGAAUAGAUCAUCACGUUUAGUGAGAGUAGGACUAGUUCCGGAGCAGAAACCAGAUUUGGAACAUGAACCAGAAUAUCUGAAAAGCAGUAAAGAAUCAUCAAAAAUACAAAGCAAACAAUCUCAUUCAGAAAGGAGCACUAUACCAAGCGGUUAUCUAUAUCUCUUCGGUUGUAAGCUUCGUAUUCAAGGUUAUCAAUCAAACGAAACCAAUACUCGUGUUAUUGAACCAGUUGGAAAGGAAAUUUUACAAAUCGCGUGCAAAAAAUCGGAUUUCUAUAACGAAUCGCUGUUAUCUAACCGACUUCGACAUUCUGGAAUAAACGUUCCGCAAAAUAAUUUGAAUAUUCUUUUAAUUAAAAAUUUACCGAAAUAUUUACUCAAAAAUAAUGGUGCUGAACUAUUGCAAAGUUUGUGUAAUACUAGUGUUAUGGACAUAAAUAGUAAAAUAUCUAAACGUUUGUUGAAGAAAGCUAGUCAAAUUAGUAGCGUACAGGUGGCCAUGGAAAUAACAUGUCAAGAAUUAACUGGGUCAAAUAUGGGAAUAUUAAAUCCUAAAACAGGUACUAUUACAAUUGAAAUUCAGUGGUUGUAUAGACAUCAAAUAUACAUCGAUACACUUUAUCAAACAGAUGAAAUUGGUGCCCGCCAAUACCAUCAAAUGAGAAAUGAACUAAUAAGAAUCACUAAAGAAAAGGAUGAGUUAGAAAGACAGCUUAUGGGGUACCGAAUGGGUCUAGUUCAAAUUGAUUCGCGUUCUCAUGGUCCAAAAAGCAUGCUUCCUUUGGAGUUCAUUCCUGGUCUGGUUGGUCAUUCCACAACAACUACUGUACCAUCAGGUGAAGACUGGCAUAACUCCAGUUGUUAUAGUGAAAAAGCUGUGUUACAGCAACCAUGUUACAGAAUGAACAAUACUGUGUCUAGCUUGAAAUAUGAAUGUAAUAAUCAACAUACAAAAUCACAUGCAACAUCUUCGCCAUCAAACUAUUCUUCAGAUAAAUUGAAAGCAUGCAAACCGUAUGGUUUAUUAUCAACAUGCCAUAUAGAGAACAAUAUGAGCCAUAGUUUGCUAGACUAUGAGUCUUCAGAUGAAUCAGCCCCAAGGUCAUCAUAUCCUAUUUAUCGACCAACCUCAAAGCAACCUAUGAGUUCCAAGUGUGGACUAUCAGAGAAAAGAAAACAGUUCAUAUAUUCAAAAGGUAGCUGGAAAACAUGUGAAACAGUUAAGUAUUGCCCUGAUUCUGACAUUAAUUCAGUACACUCACGCAGAUUUAACGCAAGGAAACCAAGCCUAAAUAAAUAUUGUAGUCAAGGUUUUGUAGAGGCAAAUUUUAGCCCUCUUUAUACAUCAGAAUCAUCGACAUCAAAUGUAUUUAACUCACGUAGUGAAGAUGAAUUUUCUUUUAUAUUUUGA
Schistosoma mattheei is the source of this 2457-nucleotide messenger RNA. Lineage: Eukaryota; Metazoa; Platyhelminthes; Trematoda; Strigeidida; Schistosomatidae. The record is from the annotation of a GenBank genome assembly.